Trichobilharzia szidati is the source of this 519-nucleotide messenger RNA. The record is from the annotation of a GenBank genome assembly. NCBI's taxonomy places the organism in Eukaryota, Metazoa, Platyhelminthes, Trematoda, Strigeidida, Schistosomatidae.
AUGGCCCACGAGUCUGUGCUGGUUGUCGGAGGACGUAUUGAUGAAAAUUCUAGCCAAGAAAAGUUGUCGAAGUUCCUUUAUGAUGGAUUGGUGGCUGCAUUUGGAGGUAAUCUUGACAGUUUGGAUCCAUUGUUUCUGGAGUGUUUAACGAAACCUGUAAAGCCUACGGAUACUAAGGAAUAUGGUCUAACUGUCGAGUAUGCCCUAAGUGAAAAUAUUCUCCUUCGUGUGCUAUUCAAUCCAACCUCUGAACAGCUGCGUUUCGGUCUACAAGAAGCUCUGACUCAUGCACUAGGCAAUAGCGACGGAGUUGUUGAAUAUCCUGUUACACCAUCAACACUUGGAAAGGCGUCUAUUGUGUAUACAGGCCAGUUGCUUGGAUUCACUGGUGAAUGGUUAUUACAAGAUGCAUCAUUCGGUGGGAAUAAUCUGGUGUCAUGGCUUGAUGGAGAAGCAGCUAUGGUGAGUUUGUUUUUUGUUAAAUUUAAUUGGAAUGGUUUUCUCACUUGUCACUUCUAA